Molecule: messenger RNA, 1002 nt
Organism: Strongylus vulgaris
Lineage: Eukaryota; Metazoa; Nematoda; Chromadorea; Rhabditida; Strongylidae
Source: the annotation of a GenBank genome assembly
AUGCUCAUCUUUCAUUUGAAAGAAAAACUGAAAAGUGAAGGCGAAUCUGAUGAAGCACGUGGAGGUAGUACACCAGAGUCACCUGCUCCUCCACGUCCUAAAGCACCAGCAGUAGGAGGAAUAGCAGGUACACAUGAUCCAAAUUAUCAAACGUUAGCUGGGGUUGGAGGAGACAUUUUUGGAGCCGAUAAGAAGCCAGCAGAAGGUGGUCCUGGUGGACCCGGUGGAGGCCCUCCUGGUGGCGGACCAAAAGCGCCUGCCCAAGGAGGACAAAUGGCUGGUGGCCCACCCGGUGGAGGAGGUGACGGAGGUGGUCCGAAGGCUCCUGCUGCUGGUGGUCAAAUGGCAGGCACCUACGAUCCAAACUACCAAACUCUUGCUGGAAUUGGUGGAGAUGUGUUUGGAGCAGAUAAAAAAGCUGCCGGCGGAGGUGGUGGGGGUGGCGCAGGAGGUGGAGGAGGUGGAGGGGGAGGUGGUGGUGGUCCCAAAGCUCCCGCUGCAGCAGGCGCAAUGGCAGGUACCUUCGAUCCAAACUAUCAAACUUUGGCUGGCAUUGGUGGAGAUGUGUUUGGUGCGGACAAGAAGGCAGCAGGUGGAGGGGGUGGAGGUGGAGGCGGUGGCGGAAAGCCUCAAGCUCCAGCCAACCAGGGUGCGCAAGCUGGAACAUUUGAUCCGAACUACCAAACUUUGGCAGGAAUUGGUGGAGAUGUAUUUGGUGCAGACAAAAAGGCAGCUGGUGGAGGCGGCGGAGGCGGUAAAAAACCUAUAGCACCAGCUAAUCAGGGGGCAAAAGCUGGCACAUUUGAUCCCAACUACCAGACUUUGGCCGGAAUUGGUGGUGAUGUAUUUGGUGCAGACAAGAAAGCAGCUGGUGGAGGAGGUGGUGCCAAGAAACCGCAAGCUCCAGCCAAUCAGGGUGCACAAGCCGGUACAUUCGAUCCAAACUACCAGACUUUGGCUGGUAUUGGUGGAGAUGUGUUUGGUGCUGAUAAAAAGCGUUGA